Messenger RNA from Plenodomus lingam JN3, 2283 nucleotides. RefSeq lists its product as uncharacterized. Gene Ontology annotation, biological process: spindle assembly; meiotic cell cycle; microtubule nucleation. The record is from RefSeq and is a predicted model, not a curated record. Lineage: Eukaryota; Fungi; Ascomycota; Dothideomycetes; Pleosporales; Leptosphaeriaceae. Gene Ontology annotation, molecular function: gamma-tubulin binding; microtubule minus-end binding. Gene Ontology annotation, cellular component: spindle pole; equatorial microtubule organizing center; gamma-tubulin complex.
AUGCUCCACGAAAUCCUCCUCUCUCUCUCCGGACACCCAUCCGCGCUCUUCGAUGCCAAUGUAGGAUCCAGACACGUGACUUCGACCGCUACACAGCUGCUCUCGCCUCCAGAGGCAGUGCUCUUGUCCUCUAUCGGCCACUUGUCUCGUUUGCACCGCAAGACGCGCGAUCAUGUCACCCGAAUCGCGUCCACUCAUCCUUCCAUUGUCUGUCGCGCUGUAGCAACUUCGAUAGAGUCCCAUCAACUUGGUAAUUUUCAGCGCAAAGUUCUGGAGGUGGAAAGUCGAAUACUCAAACAAGAUGCAUCCACUGUAGGCGCGUAUAAUAUUGUACCGCUUGCUGGUAUCGUCAGCGAGUUCUCUGAAUGGACGAGGACGAUGAAUUGGCUAUGGGACAUUAGCAACUUCAUGUUGCCGUCCGAUGCACCAUCGAAAACCGAAAAUAGGGGCGGCAAUGUCGCAUCUGGUGCUGCUAUCAUCGACAAGCUACGGAGCGAGGCUCAGACUGGGUAUCCGGAUAUUGAAGAAGCUGCGCAAUAUCUGGGAAAGAUCGCAGAAGCUUCAUGGCUUCGGCAAUUGUCCACAUGGCUGCUCUACGGUCGUCUACCAUCCUUUGGCAGUUCUGAUUUUUUUGUCCAACAAGGAGACGACGAUCUCGAGGAGCAUACGUUCGUGGUGCAAAACAAGCUGCUACCCAAGUUCGUUACGAGACAGACUGCGUCAUCUAUAUUGUUCAUCGGCAAAUCGCUCGACCAGAUACGAAUGUUACCCGCCGCCGUCAAGCAGAUAGAUGUUUCCAAGAAGACGUCUGAGCUUGAUCUCUUAUCAGAACAUAUACAACAGCUCUCGCAAGUGACUACACCGAUUAGCUCGGCGACACUGUCGGAAGUCGUUGCUAACAUCCGACUCUCACUGUCAAGGAACCUUUUACAGCAUCUACUACCGCGUGAGAAGAUUGUCGAGACUCUGUCAGUCUUACACCAGUUCUUCCUAAUUGGCAGAGGCGAAUUCGCUAUGAUCUUGAUUGCUGAGGCAGACGAUAAGAUAGCUUCCCGACAUCGUGGGCCUUCAGCGACGAAGCCCACACAGUCCGUCAAAGGGGUACUGCUCAAGGAAGCCGAGAUCAACCAGGUGCUAGCGCGCUCGUUAUCACAUCUUUCUACUCUCUCGGGCGAAGACGAUCACACCGACGAUGUUCUGGACAUUGCUAUGCAAUGUCUACAUCUCACCGCCUACAGCUCGUCUAGCAUUCGCCCUGGUACGCCAGGCCGUGCGAAAGAUACUGAUUCUUCGUUACCACAACUUGCGGCCCUAUCAUUCAACGAAUUAUUGUUCUCUGUACCGACUACUCUCACAAUGGACAUACGCUCACCUCUGGAUCUCUUCAUCACAAAAGCGGACAUAGAUCUGUACUCGGCAAUAAACUCAUCACUACUUGCCGUUCGUCGUGCUCAUCUGCAUCUGGCAUCGCUGUGGCGCCACAGUUCCAUCCGUCGGGAUCACCCUUGUCCUCCGGGGUACCAAUAUAGCAACUCGGCGCGUGGAAAGAAAAUCUUGCGGCGAAGACGUGAGAGGGCGGCGUUGCGAACGAGAGAAAUGCGUCGAGUCUGGGCAACGUGCGCAGCAGCCAUAUUCUUCCUAGCCGAGAGUGAAGCAUACUUUCAAGGAGCGGUCGUACAACAAUCUUUCCAACACUUCUUAUCUUGGGUCAUUGGACCACAAGAUGUCACUUCGAUAGAAGGCCAACUUGCACCCCUCAGCAUUAACUCGACAUCAGCCACAGGUACGACGAAGAGUGAACGCCAACAACAUGACCCGGAGGCUGUUGCCACUGCACAUCGCCGCUUCCUGUCUGCGAUGGCUUACUACCUACUCCUCACCGAUACUACCUUCACAAAGGCAUUACGGUUGAUGUGCACGCAUGUAGACGAGCUCGUAGCUUAUGUCAGCCGCCUAACCAGUAUACAAGAAAAUCUUGAUCUCGAGGAGGAUGACGGAGUAGAAGACUAUGCUCAAAACUACAAGAACGAGGAGAAGAGAGUCAAAUUAGAACUGGAUCGUGCCAGGAAAAGAUUGGACAGUGAUCUCAAAGCACUUGUUGAGCGACUACGAGAAAUUGACAGCGAACGCAUUGGAACUUCGGCACCUGGACUGCUGACUAAUGUGGCCGUUGAAGAAGGAGAUUUUGAACCUCUUAGAGUGGGGGGUAUCGAUCGUCUUCUUAUGAAGCUUGAUUGGGAUGAAGAGGAGGAGGAGGAACAGGAUCAUGAAGACCUACUGUAG